UAAGGAGGAACAACUAGAUGAUCAUUGACCACAAGAAGAAGACAACUUGUUGUUCCUACAUAUGUGUAUGUAAUUUCUUCCUACAUGUUGGAUGCAGAACAAUCCUUCUCUGCUAGCAUGGAGAGCUCUAGAGAGAUGGCUCAGGAUUUGGCAGCACCAUUGCUAACAAAGAGUGGAGACAAAGAUGAUGAAGUUGGGGUGGUAACAUCAUCAGAGAGUACAUUUUACCAGGAGCUAAAGAAGGUAAGCUUCAUGGCAGCUCCAAUGGUGGCUGUGACAGUGUCACAAUACCUUCUGCAAGUGGUGUCCCUUAUGAUGGUGGGACAUUUUAGUGAACUUGUCUCCUUCUCUGGGGUUGCCAUUGCUAUCUCCUUUGCUGAAGUCACCGGAUUCAGUGUCCUUUUAGGAAUGUCAGGUGCAUUGGAAACUUUAUGUGGCCAAACUUUUGGUGCAGAAGAGUUUGGAAAGCUGGGAAACUACACGUGCUGUGCAAUUUUCACUCUGGUUUUGACCUGUAUCCCCAUAUCUCUCCUGUGGGUAUUCACUGAUCAAGUACUCAUGCUGUUUGGUCAAGACCCUGGAAUUUCCCACGCAGCUCGCGAGUACUGUGUCUACCUCAUUCCGGGGCUAUUUGGCCAUGCUGUUCUUCAAUCUCUGAUCCGCUACUUCCAGACUCAGAGCAUGAUCAUUCCCAUGGUUUUUAGCUCAGUUACUGCUCUAUGUUUGCAUGUUCCAAUUUGUUGGUGUCUGGUGUUUAAGUUGGAACUAGGACAUGUUGGAGCAGCAUUAGCUAUUGGAAUUUCAUAUUGGUUGAAUGUGGUUUGGCUUGGGGUUUACAUGAACUACUCUCCAGCUUGUAAAAAGACCAAGAUUGUGUUUUCUUGUAAUGCUUUACUAAGCAUGCCUGAGUUUCUCCAAUAUGCUAUCCCUUCUGGACUCAUGUUUUGUUUUGAGUGGUGGUCCUUUGAGGUGCUUACAUUAGUUGCCGGGCUUUUACCUAAUCCUCAACUAGAAACCGCAGUUCUUUCAGUCUGCCUUAACACAACCACACUGCACUACUUCGUUACUUAUGCUGUUGGAGCUGCUGCAAGCACUCGGGUUUCAAAUGAACUAGGAGCAGGGAAUCCAAAGACAGCUAAAGGCGCUGUUCGCGUGGUUGUGAUUGUUGGGAUUGUAGAAGCCAUCAUUGUCAGCGCAUUCUUCAUUUGUUUCCGGAAUGUAUUAGGAUAUGCUUAUAGCAAUGACAAGGAAGUGGUGGAUUACGUUGCAGACAUGGCUCCCCUUCUUUGUGGGUCUGUUAUUGGUGAUAGUCUAAUUGGAGCACUUUCAGGGGUUGCUAGGGGUGGAGGAUUUCAGAAAAUAGGAGCUUAUGCAAACCUGGGAGCAUAUUAUGUUGUGGGAAUUCCUAUUGGUUUGUUAUUGGGUUUUCACCUGCAUCUAAAUGCCAAGGGGCUCUGGAUGGGAACACUAUCAGGGUCUGUUUCCCUAGUGAUUCUACUUGCUAUUGCAACAGCUUUAACAGAUUGGCAGAAAGAGGCAGCAAAGGCAAGGGAGAGAAUACUUGAGAACUCUAUCAAAACUAAUGAUGCAUUAGCAUGAAAGUUUAAGCAAAGUGAUCAAUAAAGGAGUGGAAGAAGAAACAUUGAAGUACUCUGUAAUCACAGAGUGCUGUCAUUUGUUUAGUGUUUGUUCUGGGUUCUACAUUGACUGUCACCUGAAGGUGAAAAACUAGGAAGAGAGUGAGUCUAGAGAGAGAUAGGAUAAUGCACUGCAUCACGUUCUUUAUGGGCGUGUUGAGAAUUGAAGUGUUUGUUUUUUGUGGUAAUUAAAGAGACAUAGUCAACUCUGUUUGUAGAUACAUGUGAUUUUUGUAAUGACAAAUCAGAUUCCCCAAACAUGCUAACUUACAUUAUCAAUACAUGUUUGUCAUGUGCAUAAAGUCUA
Lotus japonicus is the source of this 1944-nucleotide messenger RNA. Its product is annotated as protein DETOXIFICATION 9-like. The record is from RefSeq and is a predicted model, not a curated record. Gene Ontology annotation, cellular component: membrane. The transcript has 7 exons. Lineage: Eukaryota; Viridiplantae; Streptophyta; Magnoliopsida; Fabales; Fabaceae. The coding region runs from base 85 to 1599 and encodes 504 amino acids. Gene Ontology annotation, molecular function: xenobiotic transmembrane transporter activity; antiporter activity. Gene Ontology annotation, biological process: xenobiotic detoxification by transmembrane export across the plasma membrane.